Protopolystoma xenopodis is the source of this 201-nucleotide messenger RNA. The record is from the annotation of a GenBank genome assembly. Lineage: Eukaryota; Metazoa; Platyhelminthes; Monogenea; Polystomatidea; Polystomatidae.
AUGAUAGUUUGCUCUGAUGAUAUCCGUCAUUUGACUGACGAGGGCUUGGCACCUUUCACCAGAAUAGAAGAAGAUUGUCUCAGAGAAGGCGUCGGCACGCAUUUUCCCGUAAAACCAACCGACAAGAGGUAUCGGCCGUCGUCGUCUAGUGCAGCAAGUCCAACUUUCGCUCCAAAUGGAAAUAAGUCCAAAAAGAAAUGA